This is a messenger RNA of Trichoderma reesei QM6a, 504 nucleotides long. RefSeq lists its product as uncharacterized. The annotation marks the transcript as partial. The record is from RefSeq and is a predicted model, not a curated record. Gene Ontology annotation, cellular component: perinuclear region of cytoplasm. NCBI's taxonomy places the organism in Eukaryota, Fungi, Ascomycota, Sordariomycetes, Hypocreales, Hypocreaceae. Gene Ontology annotation, biological process: intracellular calcium ion homeostasis. The transcript has a single exon.
AUGGGGAACGCGGCGGCCUUCGACAACUGCCCCAGGCAUAAGACCAAGCUCAGUGGCCUGAUUGAUCUGUGGGAGGAGAAGGCGUACUUUGCGCCCGAGGUGAUUGCUCAGCUGCGCACAGCUCUGUCCAAUGGCUCUGCCGAGAUGACUGCCGUGAACCUGGAGCUCUCCGAGACCUCGCUCAAGCUCGCCAAGGACGCCCCCUACAUCCUGCCCUCCUUCCACGGAGACGCUUCCAUCCCGUGGUAUGAUCUGCCUGCCGGAACCUGGUUGCCUCACAUCACGCCGAACUCCUCUAGGCCCAUGAUUCCUGACCAGAUCCGCCCUAUUCAACUGGCGGCGGGCCCAGCCGAGAAGCGAGUCGUGGAUGCAGUCAAGACGCUGCUGAAGGAUGCAGACUACAUAUACUCCAAGGGGAACGAGCCGAGCGACGAUGUACACACGGGCUACAGUGAGAUGGGCGAGCGCAUCUUUUUCGACGAAAUCACGGGGGAGGUUAUCGGA